This is a messenger RNA of Saccostrea echinata, 4736 nucleotides long. Its product is annotated as patatin-like phospholipase domain-containing protein 7. Lineage: Eukaryota; Metazoa; Mollusca; Bivalvia; Ostreida; Ostreidae. The record is from RefSeq and is a predicted model, not a curated record. Gene Ontology annotation, molecular function: phosphatidylcholine lysophospholipase A1 activity. Gene Ontology annotation, biological process: phosphatidylcholine metabolic process. The transcript has 34 exons. Bases 9 to 4019 code for a protein of 1336 amino acids. Gene Ontology annotation, cellular component: endoplasmic reticulum.
AAACGAAAAUGGCGAUGGAGGAACUGAAGACGAAAAUGAAUGAGACAUUUGGUGGAUUAAAACAUCUUAUGAAUGAAAAAAUGUCUGAAUUUGAGCUCACUGUGAGCAUCAUGGUUGGGAUAGGAGUCGCCAUAACCACAUUUAUUAUCGUCAUGUUCUUCGGUGUAUGGAAAUUAAGGUCCAAAGUAUUACCAAGUCAGACAGGAGGCCCAAGAAAACCACGUUUUAGGAAAAGAGACAAAGUUAUGUUUUAUGGAAGAAAAAUGCUAAGGAAGGUUCAAAGCUUUACUAGAAAACUAGGACCUCCCAACAGAGGAAAACUAAAGAAAAGACAGAUUGUGAUGAAGCUCGCCAAAAACUAUUCUGAGCUCCGACAGAAAACCUUGCGGUUACUUCAGAUGAGAAGAGACUCCUCCCAACCUCUGCUGAAGGUGAAAGAACCACCACAAUCCUUCCUAGAGUUAGAUACCUGUGAUAUUGAUGACAGUGAACAGCGGCUUCCUUCGGAGGUCCUCUAUAUGCUCAGAAGUACAAGAAUUUUUGGACAUUUUGAAAAACCUUUAUUUUUGAAUUUGGUGAAACAUAUGGAGUCAAAGAUUCUAAGAUGUGGAGAGUACUUGUUUAGAAUUGGAGAUUUAGAUGACAGCAUAUAUGUAGUACAAGAAGGUCAUAUUAACGUCAGUAUAUCUGAGUCGGAUGGCACUAAUCACUUAGUAAAAGUCGUUUGUCCUGGGGACAGCAUCCAUAGCUUACUUAGUGUAUUGGAUGUCCUUACAGGACAUCCAGCUCCUUAUAAGACUGUAUCAGCACAAGCUGUUGAGGACUCCACUGUUCUCAAAUUGCCAGCCAUUGCUUUCCAGUCAAUGUUUGAAAGAUUUCCAGAGUCUCUAGUUCGCAUUGUUCAGAUUAUCAUGAUACGACUACAGAGAGUAACAUUCACAGCCUUACAUAACUACCUUGGCCUGUCUAGUGAGCUCAUCAGCUCAAUGACCCAGAAAGAGAUGAGGUCAUUGUCUGGUCGUUUCCAGACCAGUCCUCACAAACAGCGUAGCAUCGUCAGGGAUACCAGCUCACAAAGGGACAUAAGUGAGGAACAGGAGGACACACUGACACAAAAACAGCUGACCAGUGAGGUCAAGGACAAAGUAGAUGGGGAGACACGUGACGAGACUGAUAGUGCCUUAACAGAUUUUGCUGCAGCUGCACAAAGAGCCAGAAUAAACAGUUUGGAUCUGGAGAGCAAUAAGUCUCAAGAAGAACCAGUCAAGUCAAUAGGUCACAUGCCGAGGUCCCGUAACAAGAAGGUUUCAGACACAGGGAUGUAUGUGUCCCAGACCAGUGUAGACACAAGUGAAGAGGAAGCUCUGGAGUGUGCUAGGAAAGAUCUGAUCACCUUAAUGAAUCUUCAGGAUGAGUCACUUUUGGAUGGAAAGCUUACCUUGAGAAAAUUCAAAGCAGGAACCACAAUUCUUAGUCAGGGAGACCAGGAUGCCAGUUUGUUGUUUUUGGUGGCAGGAACAUUGAAACUCCUCCAGCAUGUGGUUGGCAAAGAACAAAAGGAGGCUUUACUGUUCAAUGCAUAUCCUGGAGAGCUUGUGGGAGCCCUUGCUGUACUGACUGGGGAACCAUCAUUCUUUACAAUCAGGUGUAAAUAUGAGUGUAGGGUUGUCACAAUAUCCAAAGAGGACUUUUACAGCAUCAUGAAAGCCCAGCCCUCUGUGGUCCUUUCGGUUGCUCACACCACUGUGGUGAGGAUGACUCCCUUUGUCAGACAAAUUGAUUUUGCUCUGGACUGGAUUCUUACAGAAGCAGGCAAAGCUCUUUUCAGACAAGGCGACAUGUCAGAUCAUAUCUACAUAGUCCUGACAGGUCGUCUGAGGUCAGUUAUCACAAAGGAGGAUGGAAAGAAGGAGCUGGUGGGGGAGUACGGCCGGGGGGAACUGGUGGGAAUUGUGGAGGUUCUUACAGAGGCAAAGAGGACCACUACUGUCAUGGCUGUCAGAGAUACAGAAUGUGCUAAAUUACCAGCGGAAUUGCUGAAUCUGAUCAAACGUAAAUACCCUCAGAUUGUGACACGACUUAUACACUUACUGGGCGAGCGUCUUCUCGGACAGCUACAAAAGUCGUCAGGGCUCAAUUCAUUCCCGAUAGCAGAUCCUGUUAUGAAAGAGGAGACCUCAGUUGGUAACUUAGCAACUGUGGCUGUCCUGCCCAUCAAUAAAGAUGUCCAAAUCACAAGUUUUACUCUGGAGUUACAACAUGCUUUACAGGCCAUAGGUUCAACUAUGAGACUUACAAGUGACAUUGUAAAGAACAACCUAGGAACUGCAGCACUAGACAGUGUAAAUGAGUUUCGGUUGCUGAACUGGUUAGGACAACAGGAGGAUAUCCACCGGAUGACCCUUUACCAGUGUGACUACACCCUCACAAAGUGGACCAAAAACUGUAUCCGCCAGGCUGACUGUAUCCUCAUUGUGGGGCUCUUUGAAGGCGACCCAGCUGUCAGUGAGAUUGAGAAGCAAAUAGAAAAUAUGGCAGUCAGGGCACAAAAAGAAUUGGUACUGCUUCACAGAGAAGAUGCUGAGACACCAAUGAGGACAGUAGAAUGGCUGAAUGCCCGAGGAUGGUUGUCAUCUCACCACCACAUCAAAUGUCCAAAACGAGUUCUUACCAAAAGAUCUGAAGCUAAAAUUUUUGAGCUAUAUCAGAAGCAUAUGGAAACCAAACCAGACAGAAUGACUGACUUUUCAAGGCUGGCUCGAUUUUUAACAGGAACUUCCAUUGGUGUAGUACUUGGUGGGGGUGGAGCAAGGGGUCUUUCACAUGUUGGUAUGGUGAGAGCUUUAGUUGAGGCGCAGAUACCAGUGGACAUGGUAGGGGGUACCAGCAUGGGAGCUUUCAUAGGAGCUUUGUAUGCAGACGCUGUCAACUUGACCAGCUUUUCACAAAGAGCAAGGGACUGGUCCAUUGGUAUGACCUCUCUAUGGAAGAAGAUCUUAGAUAUAACAUACCCAGUCACUUCAAUGUUCACAGGGAAAGCUUUCAAUGACAGUAUAGAGGAAGUCUUUGGACACAGACAAAUUGAGGACCUAUGGAUACCCUACUUUUGCAUCACGACUGAUAUCUCUAAUUCUUCCAUGAAGGCCCAUACUCAUGGCAGCUUAUGGAGAUAUGUCAGGGCCAGCAUGUCCUUGUCUGGUUACCUGCCCCCACUCUGUGACCCAAUGGAUGGACACUUGCUACUAGAUGGGGGAUACAUCAAUAAUCUUCCUGCUGAUGUAAUGAAAGCUAAAGGAGCCAGAAAUAUAUUUGCCAUGGAUGUGGGAAGUAUUGAUGAAACUGACCUAACAAAUUAUGGGGACCAAUUAUCUGGUUGGUGGUUACUAUGGAAAAGAUGGAAUCCUUGGGCUUCACCUGUUAAGGUGCCAGAUAUGGCGGAAAUUCAGACCAGACUGGCCUAUGUUUCUGGUGUGAGACAGCUAGAAAUGGUCAAAAACAGUGACUUCUGUGAAUAUAUCAGGCCACCUAUAGACAAGUAUGGCACUCUUCAGUUCGGAAGCUUUGAUGAAAUCAAUGAGGUUGGCUACAAUCAUGGUAAAACCUUACUAUCAGGGUGGAUCAAAGGGGGCCUGAUUGAUGAACUAUUCAAAGACAAGCAUUCUGCUCACUCCUCCAAAUGUAAUCUCCACAAAGCUCAGACAUAUAUGCCUGCCAUGGCCAAGUUUACAGAUUUAGCAGAGUUAGUGUCACAGAUUGAGAAACCUAAACAAACAAAGAGGCCUACCUUCUAUGGAGAGAAUGAUGAUGAGUAUGAAGAUGAGUCAGAUGAUUCUCUCUCUGAUGAAGUACUAAUUGAGGAAGAUGAAGAGGAGGAAAAUGCUGAGGAGGAAGAAGCCAAACAGGUUAUCCAGCCGGAAAGGAAAUCCUCAAACCAAUCCUCACAUGCAAGAGAGUUGCCAAGUGCCAUGAGAAGGAGGAGUUCUGGGGGAAAAUUUGUGACCUACAAAUUAGACAAGUAAAAACCGAGACCUCCAGGGACAGGUUGACUGUGAUAAGAAUUUUUCUGUGAUAAAAAAGUCAAAAUCCAAGUAACAAGAGUGUUCAGGAGCAUAACACUGGUUAUAUGGAACAUUUUCAAUCCAUUACCUGUACUAACAGAUAUUUCAAAAAAAAUAACACAAACAAAAUCUCAUGCGGGUCUCUAAACAAAAAACAUCAAAAGAUUAGAUGUUCUGGUAUCAUUAUAUAUGUGCUUUAUUGUUUGCAGUGCCAAGUGUAAUUAUAAAUGUCAUUGCUACAGUGUGCCUCUUGUCCUGCGAAGUCCAGUUUACAGCCCUAAGUGUUCUUGUCAAUGUGUAUGCUCCACAAUAUCAAUGCAAAUUAUAACAACUUUGUAUCUGUGUGUGGAAGAUUUUAUUCUGUGUACCAAUUUGAUUUGUUAAAGUUAUUCAUGUGUUUUGUUUCUUAGAUUGAAAUGCACUUUUUGAAUGUUUUUUUACCUUAACAUUGACUCCCAAGUACUAUUAAAAUGUAUGGCAUGUAUUACAGUAUUGAAUCUGCAUGGAACAAAAUAAUGGCAUUUACAUGUAUGUACUUCUUGAUGAUAUUUUAUUGGUUUGAAUUCACAUGUAAACCUAUUAUAAUUUUUUCAUGCAAUUGUUCAAAAUAAAAUUCAUCACUGGAUGAAAAAAGAAUUGAAGAAAAAUUUACCAAUGGUUAAAUUUCAAAUAUUAUCC